Messenger RNA from Penicillium atrosanguineum, 1116 nucleotides. RefSeq names its product glycosyl hydrolase family 15. Bases 1 to 1116 code for a protein of 371 amino acids. The transcript has 2 exons. Gene Ontology annotation, molecular function: protein serine/threonine kinase activity; ATP binding. The record is from RefSeq and is a predicted model, not a curated record. Gene Ontology annotation, cellular component: cytoplasm; nucleus. Lineage: Eukaryota; Fungi; Ascomycota; Eurotiomycetes; Eurotiales; Aspergillaceae. Gene Ontology annotation, biological process: protein phosphorylation; mitotic DNA damage checkpoint signaling.
AUGCAGCUCAUCAGACAACUAGGUCUUGCUCUCCUGGGUGCUCAGCUUUUCUUCGAAAGUAGUAUUGCUGUCGCUCACAAUUCCUACCAACCUGAGAUCAAGAAGCGUGCACCACCAGAGGUCGAAAACUGGGCGUUAUACAAAUACUGGAACUCCCAAAUUGAGACCAGCCCUUACUUCUGCGAGGCUGGAUUCUCUGCCGACACGGGCUCUCUUUCGAGGAGUGGAAACGUAAGGUCACUUUCCUGGGGCAUUGGAAACUGCGAAGAGAAGAUUGUGUCGUGGGACUUCAAACAGACCCCUAUUGCCAAGGGCGAAGUCUCAAUCUGGAAAGCCACUCUCAAGGUCAAAAAUUCAGAUGGUACUGAGAAAUCCUCGAAAGAAGUCGCCCUGAAGAGAGGAAGCGACGCCAGAGGAAUUCUUUUCGGUGCCAAUGUCCAACAGAAGCUCAGCGACAACGACAAUAUCCUGGGUGCUCUCGAAGCUGUCGUUCAGAAUGAUGAAGACGGGGACCCGGAAUGGGGCAACUCUAUUAUGCCUUUUGUUCAGGCCAGCUCCCUUGAGAAGAACCUUGAUUCGUACUCGACUCAGAGCUUGGUCAACGAUGCGUUCAAGCAGAUCCUCACUGCUGUUUCGGUAGUCCAUGGCGAAGGCAUCAUGCACCGUGAUCUUAAGCCAGAGAACUUCCUUGUGGAUGGCAGCAUACUGAAGCUCAUCGAUUUCGAUACCGCCUUCGAAGGCGAUUCAACCAAUGCAUUCAACGUUGGAACACGUACAUAUGCUGCCCCAGAAAUCGUUGCAAUGAAAACACCAAGCGGUGGCGGCUAUACCAAGAAGAUCGAUGUCUUCUCUCUAGGAAUGACCUUCCUUGUAAUGUCGGUCACGGACUUACAGGACGACGACACUCGCUUCCUCCUGUGGAAGGAGCUCAUCGAGCCGAACGGAGAAUUGUGGCCAACAGUCGCCAAGGUGUCGACACUUCUGAAAGAGAAGAGCUACGACGUAUUUAGUGACAACGAAAAUCUCCUCACCGUGAUUUCAACAGCGCUCUGUACACCAGAUGAUCGCUACGAUGAUGCGAGCGCUUUCCAGACAGCAUUCAACGCUGCAAUCUAA